AUGGAUAUAGCAACCGAUCCGGUAGAGUUACCGACUGAGCCGAAUGGAGAAGGCUCGGAUAUACGAGAAAGCUUGGAACAGUCGGUUCCGCCUAUUGUGGUCACCAAAACAAACGGAGCUGCCAACGGAAGCACCAACGGAAGCACCAAUGGAAGCACCAAAACCCGAUCAGCCACAAAAGCUGGCCCUCGGAUGGGAGGGGCCACCACAAACUUUAUCAAGGUAUCGCUCGAGUCAAUAGCGGCCAUCAAAGAGGUUACAAAGAAGCAUUCCGAGCUCGUGAAGUCAUGCCAAGCUGCUUUGAGCAAGCUGAAUGAGCCGGAAUUGCCUGAUAAUGCUACGAUAUUUGAACCAUUGCGAUUGGCUUGCGCCACUGAUAUUGUCGAGGCUAAGAUAAUUGCACUGGACUGUCUAAGCAAACUGUUCACGUUCAACGUGUUUGACGAUCCAUCCGAGGUGGUGGUGAGCACGAAGCGACAGGCAAAAUAUGUGGUCGAUGCGGACAUGGAGACAGGAUCAGCGGCAUUAAGCCCUGGAACAGACCGAAUUCCUCUAAUUGAUGCUGCAAUUGCCACAAUUGCUGACUGCUUCGAGGGCGAGGGCACCGACGAGAAAGUAGAAUUGCAGGUGAUUCGCGUGCUGAUGGCAGCCAUACUUAAUGAAUCUAUGCCUGCUCAUGGAUCCACACUUUUGACCGCUGUCAGACAGAUCUACAACAUUUUCCUACUGUCUUUGUCACCCAUAAACCAAGGAAUUGCGCAGGCCACGUUGACCCAGGUCGUGAACAUCGUAUUUGAGCGUGUGGUAACUGUGAGAGCUGAGAGGAGCGAAAUUUCUCGUAAUGCAAGUAUUGUCGAGGUUGGAGAGUCACAAACCAAGGUUUCUGAGGCCAAUUCCGAGGCCACUUCCCAACCCAAGUUGACCCUUUCGAACAUGGAAAACAUUAACGAACUCAAGCUGGCUGAGAUCUCUACCAACGAUGCCAGUGAAAUCGCCGUCAAAGAUGCAUUUCUUCUGUUCCGUGCGAUGAGUAAACUGUCAGUGAAGCCCAUAGACAAUGACGCUUUGGAUAUGAGAUCGCACGCGAUUCGCUCCAAGUUAUUGUCACUUCAUAUCAUUCAUCUGAUACUCAAAAAUCACAUCGAUUGCUUCAUGGACCGCGGUGCAGUCAUCUCUUCCAACAACAAUGAGACAAGUCUUCUCGAUGCCAUCCGCCAGUACCUCUGUCUCACUCUGUCAGGCAACGCGGCGUCGGCGCUGGCACCUGUAUUUGAGAUAUCUCUGGAGAUUUUCUGGUUUAUGAUAUCCCAGCUAAGAUCUGAGUUCAAGCGUGAGAUCCCUGUCUUUUGGGACGAGAUCUACUUCCCCGUGGCUGAAAUGAAGACUUCUACGGCCCACCAGAAGCGCUAUUUGCUCUCGAUCAUCAAGCGACUAAGCGAAACGCCUCGUGCUCUGGUGGAGUUCUUCUUGAACUACGACUGUGAUGCAACGAUGCCCAACAUUUGCGAAUCAUUAAUCGAUUACUUGACCAAACUGGCUCUGACUAGGAUCGACGUAACUCCAACUCAGAAGAUUGGCUAUCGUGAGAAUCUUACAAGACCACUUGCGACCUACAACCUUUCACAGUUGCCUAUGCUCUCUAUUGGAAAACUGGGUGGUCAUCCACCCGACCCAGAUGCAAACCUGAACUUCCCCGUGGAAUAUGCACUUAAAAUGAACUCCAUUGAGUGUCUUGUGGGUGUUUUGCGGUCGCUUUCUUUGUGGGCAGACGACGAUUCUUUGUUGAAAAGACCGAGAUCGCACACAAAUGGAUCAGUUUCAACGCCAUCCUUGCAAGAAGACUCGUUUGUGGCCGAGGAAGACGAGCCUGCGCAAUUUGAGACCCAGAAACAGCGCAAAACACAACUUUUGGAGGGCAUUCGCGAGUUCAAUUUCAAGCCUAAGCGUGGACUCCAGAGACUUGUGGACAAGGGUUUCAUUGCAUCAAAAGAACCAAAGGAUAUUGCUCAUUUCCUGCUCACUACUGAUGGACUAGACAAACAGGUAAUUGGAGAAUUUCUGGGCGAAGGAGACGAGUUGAACAUUGCAACGAUGCACGCCUUUAUAGACGAGAUGGUAUUUACCAAUACGCCGUUUGUGAGUGCCAUGAGAACCUUUUUACAGGCUUUCAGAUUGCCUGGAGAAGCUCAGAAAAUUGACAGGUUCAUGUUGAAAUUCGCUGAACGUUACGUGAGCGGGAACCCCACUGUUUUCGCAAAUGCCGAUACAGCCUAUGUGCUCGCUUACUCGGUGAUAAUGCUGAAUACUGACCAGCAUUCGGCACAGGUGCGCAAACGUAUGACUGUGGAUGACUUUAUCAAGAACAACAGCGGUAUAGAUGACGGUCAGAAUCUUCCACAGGAAUUCCUAGUGCAAAUAUUCGACGAAAUCCAGCAUCACGAGAUCAAACUACAAAGUGAACAGCAUGCCGCGUUGAUUUCAGGUGAUGUCCAACCCACACAGCAGGGCUUUUUCUUUGGGGGAAGGAAUAUCAGUCGCGAGAUGUACAUGCAGGCUUCGCGCGAGAUGUCUUCGAAGACCGAGCAAUUGGUGAGAACCAUUGGUAAACUGUCCAAGGACUCAUCCCGGACGGUAUACUACGUGGCGACCAACAACGUGGACCAUGUGAGGUCGAUGUUUGACACGCUGUGGAUGUCAAUUCUGGCUGGAUUGACUCCUCCUUUCAAGGAGUACGACGAUGAGGAUACCGCGAAACUGUUAUUGGAAGGAAUUAGGAUUUCUGUCCACUUGGCGUGUUUGUUUGAGCUUGAUUACGCUCGGGCUUCGUUCAUUGGGGCGAUUGUGCAGUUUUCUAAUCUUUCCAACCCUGAGGAACUCAAGCCCAAGAACCUGAGUGCGAUGUAUGUGAUGCUCGAGGUUGCAGUUUCCGAGGGCCAUGCUUUGAAAUCGUCCUGGAAAGAUGUUUUGGUGUCGAUUUCGCAGAUGGAAAGGUUGAAACUGCUAGCUACUGGAGUGGAUUCCGGAGUUGUUCCCGAUGUGGCCAAUGCACGCGUAGCAAACAGAGAUUCAGUGGACAGUUCGAGAUCGUCUCAGCAAAAUGGUUUCUUUGCCGCUCUUGCAAGUAUCGGUACAAAGAAAUCCACAUUAGCUGAGCAGGCGUACCACCACCACCAGAACCAGAAGUUGAAUCCAGAGAUCCUGUCCAUGAUUGUGUCCACCAACUUGGACGUGGCAAUGGAUAAGGUUUUUACACAUAGUUCCGACAUAGUUGGUGAUGGAAUCACUGAUUUUGUCCAGGCUCUGACGGAUGUGGCAUGGGAAGAGAUCGAAUCUUCGGGACAGAGCGAACAUCCGAGAAUGUUCUCGCUCCAGAAGAUGGUGGACGUUUGCUACUACAACAUGGGACGUAUUCGUGUUCAAUGGUCUGCAAUCUGGGCUGUUAUGGGUGAAAAGUUCAACAGGUUUGGAUGUCAUUCGAACAUUCGCGUUGCCUUCUUUGCUUUAGACUCACUAAGACAGCUUUCGCAACGGUUCUUCGAGCUGGACGAAUUGUCGCAUUUCAAGUUUCAAAAGGAGUUCUUGAAGCCCUUUGAAUACAUAAUUGCCAACAACCAGGAGAUUUCUGUGAAGGAUAUGGUACUCGACUGUGUCCAGUAUUUGGUUCAAAAGAGAGGCGACCAAGUGAGGUCAGGAUGGGUCACCGUUUUUGAUAUUCUAACAGAUGAUGCCAAGCUCACUGACGAAGGUCUUGUGACCAAGGGAUUUGGAUUCGCGAGUGACAUCACCAAUCACCAUUUUGACUCUGUUUUCAACCAGGGUGCUUUUACAAAUUUAGUGGUAUGUUUGACCGAGUUUGCGAAGAACCAGCGGUUCCAGAAGACCUCGUUGCAGGCACUUCAGGAGCUGAAGAGGCUGGUGAAAAAAGUGGUAGGGUUAACUUUGCCUGGGAAGACUGCCGUGUCAGACGAAAAAAGAACCUCAAACGACGGGGAUGAUAAGAAUGGCGUGAUCUUCGUCACCGAAGACUUCCUUGACAAAAUGUGGUUCCCAGUUCUAUUUAGUUUCCACGACGUCAUCAUGACUGGAGACGACCUGGAGGUUCGUUCUAGAGCACUGAAUUUCAUGUUUGACACCUUAGUCCAAUAUGGAGGCCAUUUCCAGCCUGAAUUUUGGGACAAAAUAUGCAAUUUGCUCCUCUUUCCUAUCUUUGGGGUCCUUUCCACUCACUGGGAGAUUAACCAAUUCGACAGUCAAGAUGACAUGUCGGUUUGGUUAUCGACCACCCUGAUCCAGGCUUUGAGAAAUAUGAUAGCUCUCUUUGCUCAUUACUUCGACACUUUGAAUCGGAUGAUUGAUGGGUAUUUGAAGCUACUGGUUUCAUGUAUUUGCCAGGAAAACGACACCAUUGCCCGGAUUGGCAGAUCGUGCUUACAACAAUUGAUCACUCAAAACAUGGGAAAGUUCACUCAGGACCAUUGGGAUAAGAUCAACGGGUCUUUUGAUGAGUUGUUUGAGCACACGACUGCAAAAGAGUUGUUCAAGGCUGACCCAUUGAAUAAUGGAACAGUUCCGGCACUGGCUGUUGAGGCAGGUUCCGAAAAUGUUGAAGCGUCAGCUUCCGAGGCUGAGAACGGGCUUGAUUUCAGUGCCGAGGAGAUGAAUGUAUCAUCACCAGCAUACAACUCGCAAAAGCAAUCUGCCCAGGAAGAAGAACGUCUUCAGAAGACCAAGGAGAAGUCUACGAUUGUCGUGAAGUGUGUGUUACAGUUACUUAUGAUCGAGACUUUGGCAGAACUCUUUGAGGACGGCGAGCUCUACGAGACAAUCCCAGUGGACAACCUGAUCAGAUUGGCCGGAUUGUUGGAAAGAAGCUACCGGUUUGCGCGCGAAUUCAAUGAUGACUACAACUUGCGUGUUCGCCUAUGGAAUGCCGGCAUCAUCGAGAGGUUGCCCAACUUGCUGAAGCAGGAGACGAGUUCUUCGGCUGUCUACAUCGCGAUCAUGCUCAGACUCUACACAGACCCGGAGAAAACUGGUCCAAAGCAGAAGGAACAUAUUGCGGCCACGCUGCUCCCAAUGUGCUCUGGAAUCAUCGAGAGAUACGUUGCUUUGGAGGAUGUCACCCAGUUGAGAAACAUUAACAGCUGGAGGCCAGUCGUCGUGGAGAUUUUGCAGGGUUAUGUUGAACUUGACGAACAAGAUUUCCUCAAGAACGCACCCACUAUGUAUGACCUAGUGAUGCAGAUGUUUGACAAGAGUCUUCCAGCCGAGUUGAGGACUGCCAUGAGGCUGUUUUUGGUUCGUGUUGGUGACGUUUACUUGAGUGGUCAGGAGUCCAAGAAAGAAGAAAGUUAG
Molecule: messenger RNA, 5355 nt
Organism: Kuraishia capsulata CBS 1993
Lineage: Eukaryota; Fungi; Ascomycota; Pichiomycetes; Pichiales; Pichiaceae
Exons: 1
Coding region: 1-5355 (1784 amino acids)
Biological process (GO): regulation of ARF protein signal transduction
Molecular function (GO): guanyl-nucleotide exchange factor activity
Source: RefSeq, a predicted model, not a curated record